Molecule: messenger RNA, 3630 nt
Organism: Neofelis nebulosa (Clouded leopard)
Lineage: Eukaryota; Metazoa; Chordata; Mammalia; Carnivora; Felidae
Gene: NHEJ1
Product: non-homologous end joining factor 1
Exons: 6
Coding region: 163-888 (241 amino acids)
Biological process (GO): double-strand break repair via nonhomologous end joining
Cellular component (GO): nucleus; DNA ligase IV complex
Molecular function (GO): DNA end binding
Source: RefSeq, a predicted model, not a curated record
GACGGUGGCUGGGGCCUUGCUGCCCUCUGCAGGAUGGCGGGGGAGCUGCGCGGAGAGAGAGGCUGGGCCGAGGGGCGGGACUCGGUGCGGACCCGGGUUCUCAGACUACCUACCGCACCUGACUGUCGGCGCUCCUAAGCGUCAUUCAAGAAUAAUAAAUGGAUGAAUCUUGUUAACAUGAAGAUGGAGGAACUGGAGCAAGGUCUGUUGAUGCAGCCAUGGGCGUGGCUGCCACUCGCCGAGAACUCCCUCUUGGUCAAGGCUUAUAUCACCAAGCAGGGCUAUGCCUUGCUGGUUUCAGAUCUGCAACAGGUGUGGCAUGAACAGGUGGAUGCUAGUGUGGUCAGCCAGAGAGCCAAGGAGCUGAACAAGCGCCUGACUGCCCCCCCUGCAGCUUUUCUCUGUCAUUUGGAUGAUCUGCUUCGGCCAUUGUUGAAGGACACUGCUUGCCCUGGCAAAGCUACCUUUUCCUGUGAUCAUGUGGACGAGGCAAUGAUACUACGGGUGCAGAGUGAGCUCUCUGGUCUCCCCUUUUAUUGGAAUUUCCACUGCAUCCUAGCUAACCCUUCCCUGGUCUCCCAGCAUUUGAUUCGUCCUCUCAUGGGCAUGAGCCUGGCCUUGCAAUGCCAAGGGAGGGAGCUAGCAACCUUGCUUCGAAUGAAAGAUCUGGAGAUCCAGGACUACCAGGAGAGUGGGGCUGUGCUGAGCCGAGAUCGGCUGAAGACAGAGCCAUUUGAAGAAAAUUCCUUCUUGGAACAAUUUAUGGUAGAGACUCUGAAGAAACAGAGAUCAAUCCCAUCAAAAUACAUUUGUCUGUCAACUGUGGAUGAUGUAUCUGCAGCUCAUGUUUUAUGUUUUUCUACUUUCCAAAUAGCCUUUGUUGAUUGAGCAUGUGUUGGUUUAAAAUGGAAAUGGUGUGGCAGAGCCUUUUGCACCAGGCACAUUAGGGAGCAGGAAGGGGUGGUGGGAAAGGGUUUCUGGCAGAAGCAUCGUUGGACAAAUUGGGCUAGUUGGAAUGCUUUUGCUGAAGUUUUUUGGGGAGCAAGCUGCUUGUGCUCUGUGUGCCUCUGGAGAGGGUAGCUUUACUCUCCAGGGUCGCACCUGCCCCACCAGAAAAAAAAGAGGGUGAGGAGGAUGAAAAGCAAGAUCUUGACCUCUCGGGUAGGUCCUGAACUUGGGAGAUCAAAGAAGAUCUUUGAGAAGCAACAGAGCAGUUUGGGGUAGAUUGGGAGACAUAAUAUAUAUCGAGCUGGCAACCUUUACAUUAUUGCGUGUGACCCUUCUAGCAGUCUCAUAUGAACAGGUGUCACUAGGUAUCCUUGCUUUUCUGGUGAGGGAACAGAGCCAAAAGAGGUUAGGAACAUAGAUGCUGACUGGCAAAGUGAGGAUUUAAAGCCAGGACUUGUUGGUACAGAAGCCAUCUGGCCUUAGUCCUGACCAGAGUCUGAGGAGUGGGCUAGUGUGGCAAUGGUGGGCAGUGAACUCCCUGAGGGUUACCAACCAGGGUUUCCAUGACAGUGUGUCCCCGCUCUGGGCUUUGACUUCUCACUGAACUGUUGGAAGAGCAGUGGGGAAGGGUUAAUAAUUGAGUCAGACCUGGUUUCUCUGUCUGCACUAGAGCAUCAAGACAUUUCUUGAGCCUCCUUGGCACUGGACUUUUCCAGGCAAGAGAAGUCUCGGUGUGCCUUGCAAAGGGAAGGGACAGACAUUUCUUGGGUUCUUACUCUACUCUCUCAUUUAAUCCUUCCAUGAACCAUGACCAUAGUUGUUGUUAGUCACCCCCCCAUCCCACCCAUCUACCCAUCCCUCCAUCUCUCUUUCUCUCUCUCUCUCAAGAUCAGACAUUGAUUAAGUAUAAUAACUUGCCCUAAGUGUUCCUGCUAGCAAAUAGACCUAAGGUACAAAUCCAAGUCUUUGGACUCUCAAGCCAGACCUUAAAGCUUGCUUCUACUUCUCUUUUUUCUUCUAAGAAUUUAUUUUUCUAAUCCCUGGAUAAUCUUCCUGCUUCCUCUUUGAGUGAGAGGCCACUUUGGGCUUCCUCUUUUUAUACCGUGAUACUUCCCCUAGGCAUUGGAUUCACCUUUCCUUCUAGUCUCACCCUUUUGCUACCACAGCUGGCUCUGUGUUGCAGACUUAGGGGUCAUUUCAGGUUUCCUUUAGUCUGGGGAUUUAUUUUCGGUUUCUGGAUCAUCCCUCUGUGACAUCCACCUUCUGUUCUGGAAUGGGGUGAUCCUUGACUCCUUACGAAUGCUACACCCACUCCAUCAGCAGAUCCUGUUGGCCAUACCCUCAGACAUACCCAGAAUCUGGUCACUUCGUUGCCACCUCCCCUCUACCACCCAGGCCCAGGCUCUCCUGGUCAUCCUAGCAGCCUUCUAGAAGAUCUGCCUACUUCUUCUCUGGUCCUUCAACACUCAAAGUGAUGCUUUCAAAAUGUAAAUCAGAUCAUUUCACUCCUUUGUAAACUCUAAUGGCUUCCCAUCCUCCAGAACAAAAGCUAAUAAACUACAUUAACUGCCGAUUUCAAAAAAAUACACAAACACACAGGCACAUAGCUGCCAUGCUUGUCCUCUGGUACAGGGUGACUGUCUAAUUUAUCGUGCAAACUAGGACUGAAUCAGGGAGAAAGGGACCUCUAUUAAUGAACGGCAACAGGCAUAAGCGGGGACUGGACCCAGGCAAACUGGGAAUCUAGUCCCUUGACCCAGAGAGCCAUGUGGAUCAUUCUCUCACUUCUGUUUGGGUUGUUAAAAAAUAUUAACCCUCUCAGUGAGGCCUUCUUUGGCCUCUGAUAAAAAUUGCAGCACAAUCCUGCCCCAAUCCCAUAACGCCUGUGCUGAUUUAUUUUUCUCUGUGGUCACCAUCUGAUAGAGUGUAUGUUUUAAUUAGCUGUAUGUUUGUUGUUGAUCCCUCUCUAGCAUGUAGACUUCAGGAGAGCAGGAGAUUUUUUUCUUAUCUCUUGUGUUCGAUCUGUUAUAUCCCCAGCAUCUCAAUCAUCCCGAAUACUGUAGAUGGUCAGUAAAUAUUUGUUGGGUGAAUGGAUUGAAGGUGGAGAGGAGCACUGGGGAGUUCUGUUUGUUAGAGUCUUUCUAAUUAGUCAUCUUCCUAAACCAUUUUUCUCCUUCUUCGCUAUUUUGGUAACCCUUUGGUAAUGUGGGACCCUAGAAGAAUUUUCCAAUGUGCCCUUAACCCUAAGAGGAGCUAAUGAUGAAAAUCACCAUGAUUUCCUAAACUGGGACUUGCUUUCUCCAGGCGAGGAAGUUUGUGAACAUCCCAGCAGAGUUUACCAGGUUGCGUGAGGGAGGAGAGGAACUCCUACCCUUAGGAAAUCAUGCUUUGGGGGCUCUGCCCUGGUGUGUGACAGUACAGUCUGUGGGGGCCUGGGGGCUGGGCGCUGCACAGGCUUCUGGGCCUGGUGCUGGCACCAAAGACCUGCUCAGGGCUGACACUUGGUCUGUUCCCUUUUCUCCUUUGUCCCCUACACCCAGUCUCCUCGGCUGUGGGCCCCUAUUGAGUAGGGUGAGCUACUGUCAGUCAGGGUCCAGCCUUUCUUUACCCAGGACUCUAAAAGUUUCUUUUCUGAAACAGCUUCAGAGGAAAGGAGGGAAGGAGUUGGGGCGGGGUGAGGGU